This is a messenger RNA of Penicillium longicatenatum, 402 nucleotides long. Its product is annotated as glutaredoxin. Gene Ontology annotation, molecular function: glutathione disulfide oxidoreductase activity. The annotation marks the transcript as partial. Gene Ontology annotation, cellular component: nucleus; cytoplasm. Gene Ontology annotation, biological process: cellular response to oxidative stress. NCBI's taxonomy places the organism in Eukaryota, Fungi, Ascomycota, Eurotiomycetes, Eurotiales, Aspergillaceae. The record is from RefSeq and is a predicted model, not a curated record. The transcript has 2 exons.
AAGCCGCACCCCCGCCGGUUUCUUUCUCACCUCUCGCCCACCAUUUCGUUCAUCUUUCAGCGUCUCUUCGGCACCGCCGCCCCAUCACCCGUCAUGUCUGCUGCUAAGACCACCGCCCAGAACCUCAUCAACGACAAUGGCGUCGUUGUCUUCUCCAAGUCUUACUGCCCCUUCUGCAAGGCCAGCAAGGACCUCCUGAACGACCUUGGUGCCAAGUACACCACCCUUGAGCUGGAUGAGGAGCAGGACGGCGCUGCUAUUCAAUCCGCUCUUCAGGAAAUCUCCGGCCAGCGCACUGUUCCCAACAUCUACAUUAACCAGAAGCACAUUGGCGGUAACUCUGACCUGCAGAACAGGAAGUCCGAGCUCCCUGCUCUGCUUGCCGCUGCUGGUGCCCUGUAA